AUGCGAGACAAUAUAGACUACAUAGUGGUCCAAAUCACUUUAGUAGAUUCCACAAAUAUUCCGAGCCCUAUAGGCGACCAAAGUCCUAUAGUGAAAUCCCUCACAACUACGUACCAAAGAAUUGAUCUCGUUGAAGGCGUGAAUGAUUCUAUGGACCUUUGUAAUAAAAUCCCCAAUUUUUAUCGUCUGCUUGAUUUUUGCGUAGACACGGGGUCAACUGAAUUUGCUGUUGAAAAGAUAGUUAUUUCGCAAGAAUUCUUGAAGAAACUUUGUAAUGAUAUGGUUCCGGGUAGUUAUGAAUCAACCUCCAAG
This is a messenger RNA of Acaulospora morrowiae, 312 nucleotides long. The record is from the annotation of a GenBank genome assembly. NCBI's taxonomy places the organism in Eukaryota, Fungi, Glomeromycota, Glomeromycetes, Diversisporales, Acaulosporaceae.